Messenger RNA from Diaporthe citri, 1599 nucleotides. RefSeq lists its product as uncharacterized. NCBI's taxonomy places the organism in Eukaryota, Fungi, Ascomycota, Sordariomycetes, Diaporthales, Diaporthaceae. The transcript has 3 exons. Gene Ontology annotation, biological process: regulation of fungal-type cell wall biogenesis; cell wall biogenesis. Bases 1 to 1599 code for a protein of 532 amino acids. The record is from RefSeq and is a predicted model, not a curated record. Gene Ontology annotation, cellular component: mating projection tip.
AUGGCGAACCCACUUGGCUCCGCCUUCAAGUCCUUCUGGCACACAAUGACCAGUUACGACAGACACUCCGGUCACGAUUCUCCAUACCGAUCUGGUCGCCACGUCCCCCUCGGCGAGGGUGGGCUCACAUCAGUCGCGACCGCCUCCGAGUCUCGAGCAGACAUCACAUCCCCCUACGGCGACUACAACAACCGGAGCUCCCUGACCCAUCUUGACAGCUCGACCUCGUACAACGGUGCCCCGGUCUCGCCCGCCAUCCCUCAAAGCCCUGGCGGAAGCAGGCCAUACUCGCCUGGAAUGCGCUCCCAGCUUGCUCGGUCCAACACCGGCGACGGUUUCGAAAUGCAGAGCCCGGUCGGCGAGAUCCCAAUGCAGUCGUUUCAGGACGGCCAGCCUCCACCACCGCCCGUCACUCACUCCUGGAAGCGUAUCGACUCCUGGGCUGAAGACAACUACCCCGAGCUCUGGGAUCAGCUCUGUGAGGGGUGUACUGCCAACGAUUUGAACGAGCUGGAACACCAGCUGGACUGCACACUACCUCCCGAUGUCCGUGACUCCCUCCAGAUCCAUGACGGCCAGGAGAGAGGCGGCAUGCCUACCGGUAUUAUCUUCAGCAACAUGCUCCUUGAUUGCGAAGAGAUGGUGCAGGACUGGGAUCAGUGGCGCAAGGUCAACCAGCAAUUCCUACUUGACACGGCAGUCGUGAAGCCAGUGGCUCCCUCCAAGGCUUUUGGCGGGAGCAGCGAGGCCUCGUCCUCCAAGUCCGCACCGAGCCCGACCCCACAGGACAAGACAGCCUGGAGAGAGACCCUCAUAGCUCGUCAGGAAUCCGUCCCCGCUGACUCGAUCCGCAAGGCUUACGCUCAUCCCGCCUGGAUCCCUCUGGUCAGGGACUGGGGUGGAAACAACUUGGCCGUCGAUCUCGCCCCCGGCCCCAAGGGCAACUGGGGCCAGAUCAUUCUUUUCGGCCGUGACUACGACACGAAGUACGUCGUGGCCCGGUCUUGGGCUCAUUUCCUGGCGGUUGUUGCGGACGAUCUGAACAGCGGCAAGUGGUUUAUCGACGAGGACAGCCAGGAGCUCAAGCUGCGUGAGUUUAAGGCGGCUCGCGUCGAGCCGGGUUACUUCGAUAUCUUGAGGUGGAGGAUGGAUCAGAAGUACGGCCGAGGGGCGGCAGCCCGAGCUGCGAAGAGGAAAUCAGGUGUUCCGGGAUCCGGCACCCCGACUGGACCAAGCUCACCUUACACCAGCCCGACAGAGCCGAACGGCGAGGUCCGUGGGCGCUCGCUCCACCGCCUCAGCGGCAGCUCGCCUCUGGCCAGUCCCAUGCGUGCGAAUGGCAAGGCGAGCCCUCUGGCUCGCGUCACAGAGGAGGCCUCGCUCCAGGAACUUUCGCCCAACGGACUUACGAAGCCAGAGAAGCUCGUGGAGGUGGAGACACCGAGGGUCAGCGGGGAGGAGAGCAGCGCCCCGAGACUCGCGGCCCUGACGAAGGGUGAGACCUCAGAUAGCGCGGAAUCUGAAUCACCCUCCUCGGCCAAGGUCAACGGCAAGAAGCCCAUGGUAACAGAAGAGGCUAUGAAGGAGAUCGAGAUCUAA